AUGCCUGUGCUCCUACGGACGCAUGCCCAGGCUUGUGCCCCUGUGAUGUGCCCGCGUGCCUGUGCCCGUGUGUUGGUCUGCACACGCGAGCGCCUGGACCCCGUGUGCGCGCACCUGUGCCUGUCAAUGUGCGCGUCGGUGCCCGUGUAUUUGCACCUGUGCAUUCUUGUGCCCAUGUUUGUGUCUGUGCCUGUCUCUGCGGUGUGUAGCCCGGAGCUUGAUGUGUAUGUGAUGCCUUCCCGGACGGAUCGACAGCACAUUCAGGGCGUGUGGUUCCCCCAGGGUCGCUGCUCCCAGCUCAGUAACCCCUGGCAGCACUGUGACCAGCACAAGGUCCCUCAGCACGAGCUGCAGUCCCUCGCCUCCUCCUUGACCCAGUUUGGUCUCGAAGCCUUCCACAUCAUUGCCCGGUAUAACCGGGAUGCCAACGUGCUGAUCUCGCCUGUCUCCCUGGCAGCUGCUCUCACCCACCUCCUGCUCGGUGCCCGGAACAACUCCAAGCACGACCUGGAGACGGCUCUGUUUUACCAGCCGGACGUCCCUUGUGUUCACGAGACACUGGCCAAAGUGCUGAGGCAGGCGCCAUCUUUGCUGUCUGUCUCUCAGCUCUUCUACAAGAAAGAUUUGCAGCUGAAGCAGACGUUCAUGGAAGACUCUCAGAGACUGUACGGGAUCAAGCCAAUGUCUCUGUCCACGAACAUGAGCGAGAAUGUGAGGAACAUCAACUCAUGGAUCACCAAACACACAGGCGGCAAAAUUACCACGCUGGUGAACCACGUCACCGCAGACACCGAACUGCUGCUGCUUAACGCUGUCUUCUACAAAGGCACCUGGAAGACCAGAUUCAGGAAGGAAGACAGAAGGGAGGAAUUCUUCUCGGUGUCACCGGACAAGAUGGUGACCGUCCCGAUGCUCCAUCAUGCCUCUUACCCGCUGGCGGCCAUUUUCCACGAAGGCCUAAACGCCAAGAUCGCCAAGUUCCAGAUGUUUGGCAGGAGCAGCCUGAUCGUGAUGGUGCCCGGGGACAUCAGCCGGACGGUCCAGGAACUGGAACAGGAGCUCACCCUGCCCAACCUGCGGGCAGCUCUCACCCAGCUCCAGGGCACCCAGCUCAAACCCACCAGUGUCCUCCUGCCAGCACUCCAGCUGAGGAACAGCCAGGAUCUCAUCCAGCCUUUCAAUGAUAUGGGCCUGCAGGACGUCCUGGUGCAGCCCAACCUGUGCGGGAUGAGUGCCUACCCGGUGGAGGUCUCCGGUGCCGAACACCAGGCGGCGCUCACCCUGGACGAGGAGGGCGUGGAGGCAGCUGCCAUCACCGCCCUCUCGGUUGCCCGUAACGUGGUCAUGUUCGAGGUUCAGCAGCCCUACCUGGUCAUCCUGUGGAACGACGAGUUGGGUUACCCACUCUUCAUUGGCAGGGUGAUGGACCCAUCCCAGUGA
Molecule: messenger RNA, 1440 nt
Organism: Hemiscyllium ocellatum (epaulette shark)
Lineage: Eukaryota; Metazoa; Chordata; Chondrichthyes; Orectolobiformes; Hemiscylliidae
Product: plasma protease C1 inhibitor-like
Exons: 7
Coding region: 1-1440 (479 amino acids)
Biological process (GO): negative regulation of endopeptidase activity
Molecular function (GO): serine-type endopeptidase inhibitor activity
Source: RefSeq, a predicted model, not a curated record